UGGCUGCGGGCUGGGGAGUGAGGAAGAGGCGCUGCUGGAUGUGGAGGAAGGCUCGGGGAGGCCCGAGAACAUCAUGCUGCAGGACAAGGAUGUCCCCAAGCCUCUGAUCAAGAUCAUCGACUUCGGGCUGGCCCAGCAGCUGGAGGAUGGCGUCACCUUCAAGAGCCUCUGUGGGACCCCCCAGUACAUUGCUCCUGAAGUGAUCAAUUAUGAGCCGCUGAGCCCCGCGACAGACAUGUGGAGCAUUGGAGUCAUCACCUACAUUCUGCUCAGUGGCCUGUCCCCCUUCCAGGGUGAGACGGAUGCUGAGACCCUCUCCAACGUUGUGGCUGGUGCCUACGAGUUCGAGGAGCGCUGCUUCAGCCAGACCUCGGAGAUGGCCAAGGACUUCAUCCGCCAGCUGCUGGUGAAGGAGCCAGAGCGCCGCAUGAGCGCGGCCCAGUGCCUGCGCCACCCCUGGAUCAAGCCCCUGAGCGGGAAGCAGGCGCUGAGCCGGAGCCGUUCCUCCAUCAACAUGAGAAACUUCCGCAAGUUCAACGCCCGGAGGAAGUGGAAGCUCUCCUACAACACCGUGUCCGCCUGCAACCGCCUGCGCCGCACGCGGCCGCUCUGCCGCCUCGGCCGCGAGGACCAGGAGCUGCGCUGCUGUGAGAGCGACCAAGAGGAGGAGAGGAGCCCGCACACUGCUCUGCUGCGCCGGCGGAGGAACAGCUGCUCCUGAGCUCCUCCCAAAAACAACCGGGACCUCUGCGAGAGGAGCCUUGGGGGUCCCCCCAUCGCCCCAUCCCCGGGGGCAGGGGCACUGUCCAGCUCCUAAUUCCGUGGUGUUGGAGGGUCACUGGGGCAUCAGCACCCCACUCCUGCCCCCAGGUUUCGCCCAGGCCUGGGACCCUCCUCCCUGCUUUGUCCUAAUGAGAAAAAUAAAUGUCACCUCCUCCUCCCCAA
This is a messenger RNA of Lonchura striata (white-rumped munia), 945 nucleotides long. The record is from RefSeq and is a predicted model, not a curated record. NCBI's taxonomy places the organism in Eukaryota, Metazoa, Chordata, Aves, Passeriformes, Estrildidae.